Messenger RNA from Wickerhamiella sorbophila, 423 nucleotides. RefSeq lists its product as hypothetical. The record is from RefSeq and is a predicted model, not a curated record. The transcript has a single exon. Bases 1 to 423 code for a protein of 140 amino acids. NCBI's taxonomy places the organism in Eukaryota, Fungi, Ascomycota, Dipodascomycetes, Dipodascales, Trichomonascaceae.
AUGACUCUACGGUCGCAUUUAGCAACAUCGUCCAAGACCCGAAGAGGGUACCACAAGCGGAGAAGCAUUAAUGGGGCGCAAUUGACGUCGUCCUUUAAUACCAUGGCCAGGGCGACUCCAGAAAGCUCCACCUCCUCCGAUAACAUAGACAGCGACGCCACAGUGGCUACAGAAGAGGCCGGUAUCACUAUGGAAGAUGUACCACCGCCCAGCAGGCGUUUUAGCUCGCUCCGCAGAAGCAACAGCCAGCGCCGGUCGUCGUUCUUGGGGCUAAGCAUGCGCAAAGAGCGCACCAUGCACCACGAAACAGGAGAGUACGAUAGCAAUGGCGAGCCCACAUACAUUGUCCGCGUGUCCGAAGCUCAGGGAUUCAAAUGGAACCCCCUGUUGACCGACGUUUUUGACGAGUUAGAUUUCGAGUAG